Messenger RNA from Aquila chrysaetos chrysaetos, 3211 nucleotides. RefSeq names its product phosphatidylinositol glycan anchor biosynthesis class N (gene PIGN). Lineage: Eukaryota; Metazoa; Chordata; Aves; Accipitriformes; Accipitridae. Gene Ontology annotation, biological process: GPI anchor biosynthetic process. The transcript has 29 exons. Gene Ontology annotation, cellular component: endoplasmic reticulum membrane. Gene Ontology annotation, molecular function: mannose-ethanolamine phosphotransferase activity. The record is from RefSeq and is a predicted model, not a curated record. The coding region runs from base 129 to 2930 and encodes 933 amino acids.
GCCUGGGCGGGGGGCGGGGCCGGGCAGCGGGGGCGACCAGGCGGAAGCGGCCGGGCGGAAGCGGAAGUUGCCGGGGCUGGCGGGCGGAGAGAGGAUGUUGGACUUUGCCUUGCCAGCCUGCUGUUGCCAUGGGUAUACCAGUCUUCAUACUCGCUGGUCUCCUUGUGCAUUUUGUGUUCUUGGUCUCCAUUUUUGACAUCUACUUCAGCUCUCCCCUGGUUCAUGGUAUGACUCCUCAGCAGACUCCACUGCCACCUCCAGCAAAACGUCUCGUACUCUUUGUUGCUGAUGGACUGCGGGCAGAUUCACUGUAUGAAUUGAACAGCAACAAUACAUCCCAAGCACCUUACUUGCGGAGUAUUCUAGAGAAUAAUGGCAGCUGGGGAAUCUCUCACACCCGGGUCCCAACAGAAUCCAGGCCAGGGCACGUUGCACUUAUAGCUGGAUUUUAUGAAGAUGUCAGUGCAGUUGCUAAAGGAUGGAAGGAGAAUCCAGUGGAAUUUGACUCCAUUCUCAAUGAAAGUAAAUAUACUUGGAGCUGGGGAAGCCCAGAUAUUUUGCCAAUGUUUGCAAAAGGUGCUACUGGAGAUCAUGUUUAUACAUUUUGUUACGCAGCAGAAAGUGAAGACUUUGGAGCACAAGAUGCAGCCAAGCUUGACACGUGGGUUUUUGAUCAUGUUAAGAGCUUCUUUAAUUCUUCCAGAAGUAAUCAAACAUUGUUCUCUGCACUGAAUGAAGAGAAGGUGGUUCUGUUCCUGCAUUUGCUAGGCAUAGACACAAAUGGACAUGCUCAUCGGCCAAACUCAAGGGAGUACAAGGAGAAUAUUAAAAUAGUUGACGAGGGUGUGAAAGAAAUUGCUUCGAUGAUUGACAAUUUCUAUGGAAAUGAUGGAAAAACUGCAUUUAUUUUAACUUCUGACCAUGGAAUGACAGAUUGGGGAUCCCAUGGAGCUGGUCAUCCCUCAGAAACUUUAACACCACUGAUUGUUUGGGGUGCUGGCGUGAAUUAUCCACAGAAAGUCACAUCCCAGUUCUUUGAAGACAAUUUUUUGAAAGAAUGGAAACUGGAGAACUUGAAGAGGCUGGAUGUCAAUCAGGCUGAUGUGGCACCGCUGAUGGCUUCCCUUAUUGGUGUGCCUUUCCCCAUGAAUUCUGUGGGAACUCUGCCUCUGGAAUAUCUGAACAAUAGUGCUCAUUUCAAAGCAGAGAGCAUGUUUACCAACGCUGUUCAGAUUCUUGAGCAGUUUAAGGUUAAGAUGAGUCAGAAAAAGGAAACUACACUGUCAUUUCUGUUCACACCAUUCAAACCACUUUCUGAUUCUGAACAGAUCAACUUUUUAAAGAAAACGAGACUAUAUAUUCAGCAACAGAAGUACGAUGAAGCGGUAUCUCUGUGCAAAACCCUGAUUAACCUUGCUUUGGAAGGCUUGUCUUAUUACCAUACUUACGAUAGAUUAUUCCUGGGUCUAAGUAUUGCAGUGGGUUUUGUGGGCUGGACAACUUACGUGAUUUUGGUCAUUAUCAAGACCCACACCAAUUUGACCAAGACUGUCCAGGCUAAUAACAAGGAAUCUACUGUUCUCUUCUACGGUUUUGCCUGUGUUGGAAUGAUAAUAGCUUUUUUCCUGUUGAUUCAAACAAGUCCUUGGACAUACUACGUAUACUGUCUCUUGCCAGUACCAGUAUGGUAUGCAGUUGUGAGAGAACUUCCGGUUAUUCAAGACCUUGCCACGAAUCUCUUGUCACUUCAUCUCGGUCAGUCUAUAGGAUUUCUCUUGGUUUGUACGCUGGGAAUUGAAAUACUAGUCUUCAGCUUUUUCUACCGCUCUACACUUACUGUUGGUCUUCUCGUCUUUGCUGGCUGGCCAGUAAUCACACAGCUGUGUGUUCAAGCAAAGACAAGAGCAUUGAUCUGGACUCUUCUGUGUGUGCUCCUGGCAAUAUUUCCUUUAAUGCCUGUUGUAGGAAGAGAACCAAACAUUCCUAUGGUAAUAGGAACUGGUUUGCUGACUCUCUUGAUCUCUUGCUUCUCAUUGGUAUCUCUUUGUAAAAACGAAAAUAAGUACAGAAAUAACGAAGAUCUGAAAGUACAUUUUUACCAGAUGUUGAGUAUUGCACUUUCAACAUAUGUUGUGAGCAGUACCCAUGAGAGUCUUAAGAACAAACAGGGAUUGCCUGUAUUGAAUCAAAUUAUUAGCUGGAUGACUCUAGUUUCUUCCUCGGUGUUGCCGUUGCUGAGCCCCACAUUUCUCUUUCAGAGACUGUUCAGCAUAUUGCUCUCCCUGAUGUCCACCUACCUGCUCCUCAGCACAGGGUAUGAAGCUCUGUUUCCACUGGUGCUGUCUGGUUUGAUGUUUGUGUGGAUAACUAUGGAGCAAGAAGCACUGCAGCACUAUGGUCUUUCACUCAAACCAAAGCUUGCUGGUUUCAACUUCGCCUAUGCUACUGAUAUAACUCAGUUUCGACAGCUCCACCUAGAUGACAUCCGCAGGUCUUUCUUCUUUGUUUUCUUCAUAGUGACAGCCUUUUUUGGCACCGGAAACAUAGCUUCUGUUAACAGUUUUGAUCCUGCUUCUGUCUAUUGUUUCUUGACUGUGUUCAGUCCCUUUAUGAUGGGAGGCUUGCUUGUGCUGAAGGUUGUAAUCCCAUUUGUUCUGGUAUCAUGUGCUUUCGAAGCUGUUCAAGUCACAACACAACUGUCUUCUAAGAGCCUUUUCCUCAUUGUUCUUGUAAUUUCAGACAUUAUGGCUUUGCAUUUUUUCUUUUUGGUUAAAGAUUAUGGAAGCUGGCUGGAUAUUGGAACAAGCAUUAGCCACUAUGUGCUGGUGAUGUCGUUGACCAUAUUUAUGAUGCUGAUGAAUGGACUGGCCCAGCUGCUAACUACACAGAGACUUGAACUUCCCAGAAGGACUAAGCACCAUUCCACGUGAUAAAGUGAUAAAUGUGUCUGCCUUGUUCCCAUCCUCAGGCUUCCUGUGAACCAACCUCCACCUCUGGAAUGUAAAUAUAAGUUAAAGGACUAGAGUGCCAAAAUCCCAUCCAGGGAUCAGAGUGCUCUGCUGAUACAGAUUAAAUGCUGUCCCAUGAUUGAAAUUUGCAUUUGGAGAUUGCCAUUUAGACAUCAGUGGGGCUAAAAAAGCCUCAGCUUUAUUCUCCAAGUGUAUGUAUUUCCUGAAAAUAAAAACAGCAACAAAAUUCUUUUUAAAAGAAA